AUAGUUUAGAGUUUAUCUAAUACGCGGCGCUUGAGUAUCCUCCAGCAUGAUUUUCCUCACCUCAUCCUCAUGCGCCAGGCAAACCGAGCCGCAGCAGCUGGUCGGGGGUGGUUCCACGAGCGGUAUGUUGAGCAAUAUUAUUUUUCAUUUCUCCGUCAACUGAUAACCGAUUCCCGGCUUUACUGACUUGCAGAAAGUGGCCAGAGCUGCUGAUAACGACACCAAGGCGUUCGGAGUGAUUCUGAUCGGCAGAUUACAGGAAGACUGAUAAAAAAGAGAUAACAAUAUGAUCUGCUAGGCUUACGCAUUUAGUGAUUCACUCGUGCUUGAAACCUGGAUUCUGAAUAUGUGGGCUUGGAUCGAGUCCUUAAACGACCCUCACCUGGUUCUUCGCAUCCAGAAUUUCUUUGGAGUUUACCGAAAAACACAGCUAAAGAGCAAUGGAGUCAAAGAAAAACGGCAAAUCCUCAACUUGCGGCGCCGCAAGUCAAAAUCAGAGUCGGAUGAUAACGAGCCGGCAAGUUUGCCAUCGUCUGACUCCGAAGCGGAUACUAAAGACUUUGUAGUGACCAAUAAGUUCUGGUAUUACCUCUUCACAUUCGGCACGAUACUCGGAGAUGAAAUAUUUUACGCCUGCUUCAUUCCAUUUUGGUUUUGGAAUGUGGACGGGGCGGUUGGACGCAGAUUUGUAAUGGUCUGGGCCAUUGUUAUGUACAUAGGACAAGGUAUCAAAGACAUUGUGAGAUGGCCCCGUCCAGCGUGUCCACCAGCCAUUAGAGUCCAAAAGAAAUGGUCUCUGGAGUAUGGGAUGCCUUCAACACAUGCCAUGGUUGGAGUGGCCAUCCCGUUCUCAAUCCUCUUUUACACAGUCAAUCGUUACCAGUAUAAUUUUACCAUUGGACUGAUGUUUGCCAUCACUUGGUGUGCCGUCGUCUGUGUUAGCAGACUGUAUCUUGGAAUGCAUUCCAUAUCAGACGUGAUUGGUGGACUGGUGCUCGUCACCCUGCUGAUGAUCCCUAUCAUUCCUCUGGAAGACGCUUUGGAUCCGUGGAUCUUGACUUCGGACUGGUCUCCGUACAUUAUUUUUUUAGCUGCAGUGUUUCUCGUCAUACUUGCCCCAAAGAGUGAUAAGUGGACGCCCACUAGGGGUGACACUACUGUCAUCAUCGGAGUGAGCUCCGGCAUCCAACUGGCUUCCUGGCUGAAUUACAAAAUGGGUUUCAUGCAAGAAUCUCUGCUGCAGCCGCCUUACACCAUCAUUUGGCCUUCAUAUCAAAUGUUUGGGCUUCUCUUGCUGAGAACUGUGAUUGGCUUUUGCUGCACAAUUGCCACCAGGGCCAUCUUCAGGUGGUCCUCGUACAUUACAAUGUGCGCUGUGCUGCAGCUGGACCGCGACUCCAUGAAGCAAAGGGACGUGGCCAACCAGCGGCAAACCAUUGUCGAGUUGACCUACAAGUUUAUUACCUACUUUGCCAUUGGCAUCAACACCAUAUGGCUCCAGCCAAACACUUUCCGACUCAUUGGUAUUGAGAGACCGUCGUUCUACACAGAAAUUUAGCUCCUGUCCAAAAACACGUUUAAAGUAAUUUGCGUUUAUUAAAUAUAUUAUGGUUGUUUGUUAGUGCACAAAGGACGGGGUGGACGGUUCUGUUUUGUGAAUCUCAUUAAAAUGGUGAUUCUGAAGUUCAAAUUUUGUAUUUAAUGCAGCUAGAAUUGUCUAGAUAAUUCUUCUUGCUUGGCUCUAUUAAGCCAGAGCAUUAUCUACUGCAGCAAUUCUCUGAACAGGAAACUCUUUAUCUCUUGAGCUGAAACCACAUAAUCAGAAUGUCACGGAUUUGAACCAUGACCGUGAAUAUAUAUAAAAGAACGAAAUAAGAUAAUGAAAUUUUUAUUUAGAACAGUUGUUUAAACGCAUUAGCUGUCUGGCGCUCUGUAGCUUUUUUGGAUAUAACCCUGUGAUGCUUUAUAAUUUCAUUUUGAGUGUAUAUAAGAGUUAAGCAAACAGUAAAUUGGCCCCUUUCAUCUGCUUUGAUACAAUGCGUGUGCGUGCCCACCCCAAAGGCACCCCCAGCAUUUGCUUUGCGAUCCAUCAUUUUAAUUCCCUCUGAGUCAUUGCAUGGAUCAACCCCUCGCGUUUGUUCAUGCCUGUCGGAGCAUCUCCUAAUUCCCCCCUAAAAAUUUAAAUUCAGAGUCCGAGAGCAGUCGAACCAACCCUCGAUGAAGAAGUGGCAAAGAUUUGGACAUUUUGCUUGUUUUGCUCUUGAACUAAUAAAAACGACAAUUUCAUAACCAA
Molecule: messenger RNA, 2293 nt
Organism: Cloeon dipterum
Lineage: Eukaryota; Metazoa; Arthropoda; Insecta; Ephemeroptera; Baetidae
Product: sphingosine-1-phosphate phosphatase 2-like
Exons: 9
Coding region: 347-1558 (403 amino acids)
Biological process (GO): sphingosine metabolic process
Cellular component (GO): endoplasmic reticulum membrane
Molecular function (GO): sphingosine-1-phosphate phosphatase activity
Source: RefSeq, a predicted model, not a curated record